GGCGCGCGAGGCUGGCGACGUGCGGUGAGCGCGCGGCCGUUGCUCUGGUUACUGCGGAAGCGCCGCUCGGGGAGGAAGCCACCGCCCGCGGGGGAUGCAGGGCACCUGCUGCUCGUGAGAGGCGAGUGCAUACAGCACGAGAGCCAGCAGCAACACUGCCAGCAUCACCCGCGACGGCCCCUGCGCCACACCUGCCCCCCGCCCCGGAGGGAAUGAAUGGAUUGCCGGAAAGACGGGCGCCGAGUCGGGAGCUGCUGGAGGAGGCGGCUUCUUAAUACUGCUUUCUGAGUCCUGGACAACUUUCUUCCGUCUGAUACUUGUAUACUCACUUCAUAUGGUUUUGUACAUGGGUCUGAUUUGAGCUGUAACCUCCUGACGGUCAUUACCUGCGUUUGGCCAGCCCCUCUUGGUUACACAUCUCGGGGGGGAAAGAAGCUCUAUAAAUCCCCCAAGCCCUGCAGAGGACCAGGGCUCCCCCCCCUCGACCCCGUGUCGCCGAAGGAGACUUUGAGCCAUGUGGACUUUUCUUGGCAUUGCCACUUUCACCUAUUUUUAUAAGAAAUGCGGGGACUUAGUCACUUUGGCCAACAAGGAGCUCCUGCUGUGCGUCCUGGUGUUCCUUUCGCUGGGCCUGGUGCUCUCCUACCGCUGUCGCUACCGAAACGGGACCCUCCCCCGGCGCCAGCCCAGCAGGUCCCAGUUCGCUGUCUUUGAUGUCCUGUCGGCCUUGCCUUUCAUUGGCUUCUUGUGGGCCAAGUCCCCACCUGCAUCAGAGAAGAAGGAGCAGCUCGCAUCUAGGAGGUGCAGAAAAGGAACCAGUACUUCAGAAACAGCCUUCGCAGGGCCCACUGCCUCUCCAGCUCCUGCUUCGCAGCAUGACCCAGAAGUGAUCAUCGUGGGAUCUGGGGUUCUGGGCUCUGCUUUGGCGGCGGUGCUUUCCAGAGAUGGCAGGAAGGUGACGGUGAUUGAGAGAGACUUGAAAGAGCCGGAUAGGAUACUUGGAGAAUUUCUGCAGCCUGGCGGUUGUCGUGUCCUGAAAGAGCUUGGUCUUGAAGAUACAGUGGAAUGUAUCGAUGGCCAUGUUAUAAAUGGCUACAUCAUUCAUGACAUGGAAAGCAAGUCAGAGGUUCAAAUUCCUUUUCCUCUGUCAGAAAACAAUCAAGUGCAGAGUGGGAGAGCUUUUCAUCAUGGAAAAUUCAUCAUGAGUCUCCGGAAAGCAGCGAUGGCAGAACCCAACACGAAGUUUAUUGAGGGCACAGUGCUUCAGUUGCUAGAGGAAGAUGAUGCCAUUGUGGGAGUUCAGUACAAGGAUAAAGAAACUGGAGACCUCAAGGAACUCCACGCUCCACUGACCAUUGUCGCGGAUGGCCUUUUUUCCAAGUUCAGGAAAAACCUGAUCUCCAAUAAAGUUUCGAUUUCAUCUCAUUUUGUUGGCUUGCUUAUGAAGGAUGUACCACAGUUUAAAUCAAAUCAUGCUGAACUUGUUUUAACUGACUGGGGGCCAGUUCUCAUCUACCAGAUCUCAUCUAAUGAAACACGAGUGCUUGUUGACGUUCAAGGAGAGUUGCCAAGGAAUUUAAGAGAAUACAUGGCUGAGAAAAUUUACCCACAGUUACCUGAAUACCUGAAAGAUCCUUUUCUAGAAGCCGUUCAGAAUUCUCGUUUGAGACCUAUGCCAGCAAGCUUCCUUCCUUCUUCACCAAUAAAUAAACGAGGUGUCCUCCUUUUGGGAGAUGCAUACAAUAUGAGGCACCCUCUGACUGGAGGAGGGAUGACUGUUGUUUUUAAAGAUAUAAAACUAUGGAGAACAUUGCUAAUGGGUAUUCCUGACCUUUAUGAUGAUGCAGCAGUUUUGCAGGCCCAAAAAUCAUUUUAUUGGACAAGAAAAACAUCUCAUUCCUUUGUUGUGAAUGUCCUUGCUCAGGCUCUUUAUGAAUUAUUUUCUGCCACAGAUGAUUCCCUGCAUCAACUAAGAAAAGCAUGUUUUUAUUAUUUCAAACUCGGUGGAAAGUGUGUUGCUGGUCCUGUCGGGCUGCUUUCUGUACUGUCUCCUAACCCCCUGGUUUUAAUUGGACAUUUCUUUGGUGUUGCGUUCUACGCCACAUAUUUCUGCUUUAAAUCCGAACCUUGGAUGACGAAACCUCGAGCCAUUUUCAGUAGUGGUGCUGUGUUCUACAGAGCAUGUUCUGUAAUAUUCCCUCUAAUUUACUCAGAAAUUAAGCACUUGGUUCAUUAAUCUUAAAGGGGAACCAUCUCCGAAUAUCUGGAACUCACCGGGUCCUAGGAGACUUCUGGAAGAGGAUGUGUAUAGCGUAAGAAUAGGCCACUUCCAAGUGGAAACUCUUGGACCGAGAUUGGGAUUGUUUCUGAAGGUUUUUUUUUUUUUUGUACAUAAACAUGUAAAUACAUACUUUGAUUUACAAUUUUAAAAUGAAGGGUAAAAUCAGUAGAUAUUUAAAAGAUAAUUGUUCCCAUAAAUUAGUGCUAACACUGAGGAAGUGCAGGUUUUUUUUUUUUUUUUUUGAGUUCAUUAUUUGGGAUAAGUCGUGGCAUAUGCGAAUAAAAUGAAGAACAAACCUGUAUUUUUGUUGCUUACAGUCUUCUUUACAAAGCUUCAUGAUAAUGGAAAAGACAACUCAAGUAGGAUGGAAAAAUGGAGAGAAACGAUCAGAUGACUGCCUUUGUGAAGUUGCCUUAAUAUUCCUGGACCUUAGUUUCUUCAUUUAUCCAGUGAGGCAAUUUAUUUUGGUUCUUUGAAAAUAUUAUAGCCAGACAAGAAAGCAGCCCAGGGCUUUAUAAGUUCCACUGUAUCAUACCAAUAAGCCACGCGAGGGUUAGUCCAGGAAUUAGGGAGUGAACAAGUAAGCACUUAUACUACCUGGCACAGCAUCGAAACAUCAGCGAGAAUUUACUGAGUUUAUGGUAUAUUUAAGGAGAUAUGGGCAUUUAGAAGGGGACCCUGAAACUUUAGUAAGUCCCCAGAUAUCAUAAAAUUAAGUGACUACUUCAGAUUCUAAGACGUACAGCUAAAAUGACUUGGAAAGCUUUUACAAUAAAGAUUUCUCACUCAGCGCCUAAGUUCUGUGAGUUCAGAAGCCUUUCCAUUAACCAGAAUACGAGUGGAAUCAGCUGUGGCGUCACUUUGCCUUAUUUUAACAACAUAGGGUGGACUCUCGAAUUGAGACUGGAGAUUUUUCCCUGUAUUUUAUCCCAUGCUUCUAUUUUUGGCUAAAAACUCACCUUUUUAGAUGUGGCCUUUUUAAUAGCAGCUGGCUUUCUAGGCGGCUAUUCCACAGAGAGCUAAGGCUUCGAUCUACCUCAGGCAGCUUCUGUUACCUGUUUCAGACGGAAAACAAGGUAUUGCUGAGCUGCGGAUGUGGGGUGACCAUGGACGCCCCAGCCUCACCAGAGGGCGAGACUUCCCUCUCUGAUGUGCCUGGCAACAAUCCACUUUCAAAAUUCCAGCUGGGCCUCAGCCAGAUGGGUUGUGAGGCUCCUGUUUCCUUCCCACUGCUGCCCAGGUGCUUUUCAAAUCCCUUCAGUAUCUGAGGACUUGAGACCUCUGACAGAAGAAAUGCCCUUAAAAGCAGAAAACGACGGGAA
Molecule: messenger RNA, 3603 nt
Organism: Condylura cristata (star-nosed mole)
Lineage: Eukaryota; Metazoa; Chordata; Mammalia; Eulipotyphla; Talpidae
Gene: SQLE
Product: squalene epoxidase
Exons: 12
Coding region: 515-2236 (573 amino acids)
Biological process (GO): cholesterol metabolic process; sterol biosynthetic process
Cellular component (GO): endoplasmic reticulum; membrane
Molecular function (GO): flavin adenine dinucleotide binding; squalene monooxygenase activity
Source: RefSeq, a predicted model, not a curated record